UUCAUCUAGCCCAAAUAAUCAUGGGUUAACAACAAGCCCUUGAAAGUUGAAACCCCUCCUCAUCACCUUCUCCCUCCUACACUAUCCUACUACCAGAAAUCCACCCUAAAACCCUUGUUCAUUCCACCCUAAAACCCUUGUUCUAAAAUCCCUCAACUUUGUUUUUUUUUUGGUUCCCGCGAUAAACCCACAAAAAAACUUUCCAAGAUGAUGAAUUUCGCAACAUCAUCCAACAAUGAACAAUCCCCAUUAUCAUCUUCUUCACCAUUUUCACCAAAUUCCCAUUUUCAGCAAGUUUUAACAACAUGUUCAUCUUUUCUACACAAUUUCUCUUCUUCUUUCACUAAUCACCUUAAUACCCACCUCUCUAAUUUCGCUUCUACAUGUUCUUCUCCCAUUAAAUCUCACGCUUUUGCUCGAAUUCCGCCAUUAACUGUAAAUCCCAUUAAAAUGGAGCAACAACAACAACAACAACAACAAUGUGGUAUGUCAAAUGAAGCGAUUGAGGAAAGAUUAGCUGGAGUUCCUGUGUAUGCUAUAACCAAUUCUAAUGAGGAAUUUGUGUUGAUUUCUGGGAAAAAUUCGAAAAAGUCACUUGCUUUGUUUUGUUUAAAGAAGGAAGAUGCUGAUAUUCUUCUUGAUCAGUUGAUAUUGAUGGACCCUGAUAUGCGCCGCGGCUCUAGUGUUGUUCCUGUUGCUUUGAAUAAGGUUUUCCAGCUCAAGGUGAAUGGAGUUGCCUUCAGAUUACUUCCGGAGGCAUCAGAGGUUAAAAAUGCUUUGAGGGUGCUGGAAAAGUCAGGAGAUUCAGAAGAUGAGCUUCUAGGAGUUCCAAUUUUCCAGUCUCGGAGUUUGAUUUUGAGCAGCAACAACAGGAGAUAUCGUCCAGUUUUCUUCAGAAGGGAGGACUUGGAAAAAUCAUUAUAUAGAGCUUCGAAGCAGCAAGGAAGGUUGAAUCCUGCUUUUAGACAAGGAGCUAUCGAAGUAGCUGUUCUUGAAGACAUAAUCAAGGGAAUGAAGGAUGAUUCCACUCAGAAAUGGGACGAUGUUGUUUUCAUACCACCUGGGUUUGAUGUAUCAACCGAUCCUUCACAGAGCCGUGAAUACCCAGCUAAGUAAGCGUUUGAACUGUGAUUUUACUGGACUUUGCAUAUUCUCUUUGGUCCUGGUGGUGUUAUCUGAUACUCUGAAAAUUGAAAAUUGAUGCCUGGGAGUUGUGAACUCAAGCUUCAUAGUUGACUUUGUGCCAAAAUAUUGAUGAAAUCCUUGUUAUCAAACAAGCUAGCUUGUGGUUUACUGACCCUUCCCACAGGGUACCGAUGCCAUCACCCGUCUCCCUCUCCCCCGUAAGGGGCAAAAAGAAGAACUGCAACUAUGAUUGUUAACACUCUUUUGUUGAGAUACUAAUAUGACUUCUAUUAUGAGAUAUCUAAUACAUUUUUCUACUGUAAUUAUCGUUUGUUUCGAUGGAGGAUUAUAUAGUUUGAAAACAGGAACAUUUGGUUUUAUGAACCUCAGUAAUAGUUAUUGCUUGUGGCAGAUAAUGUAGUAAGGUUCAUUUCACA
This is a messenger RNA of Beta vulgaris subsp. vulgaris (sugar beet), 1562 nucleotides long. RefSeq names its product protein TIC 22-like, chloroplastic. The record is from RefSeq and is a predicted model, not a curated record. The coding region runs from base 208 to 1116 and encodes 302 amino acids. The transcript has 7 exons. Gene Ontology annotation, cellular component: chloroplast. Gene Ontology annotation, biological process: protein transport. Lineage: Eukaryota; Viridiplantae; Streptophyta; Magnoliopsida; Caryophyllales; Amaranthaceae.